Salvia hispanica is the source of this 1591-nucleotide messenger RNA. RefSeq names its product Phospholipid/glycerol acyltransferase family protein. NCBI's taxonomy places the organism in Eukaryota, Viridiplantae, Streptophyta, Magnoliopsida, Lamiales, Lamiaceae. Gene Ontology annotation, biological process: phospholipid metabolic process. The record is from RefSeq and is a predicted model, not a curated record.
UAAUAACGGAAACACCCUUAACGCCCCUCUCUCUCUCUCUGCAGAGUCCGCCGAUCCAUUGCCAUUGGCAUCAACUACAAUCUACAAACAAUACACUGUUCUUGAUUUUACUGAUUUUCGUCAUUUUUGUUUUUAAUUUGGGCGAUCGAGUGAUAAUCUGAGAAAGAUGGUGGCAGCGGGGCGGUGGAUGGAAUGCAGAGCCGACCUGUUGGCGGAGGGGGCUAAAUCGCUGCAGCUUAGGCUGAGGGACCGUUUCAGAGUGGCUGCUGUGGACUAUCACCGCCGCCGGAACUUGAGGAGUGCCAACGCCGGCUACUUAUCCUCCAGCGUUCAGCGCUGGCUCGAUCGCUUCUCCGAGUUCCGUCGCGAGACCUUGCCUUCCUCUUCGACUUUCUACCGCAAAAGAGUGAGUAAGGAUAUUGAUGAAGAAGAUGAGUCAGUCUUGACCCGCUUGGUUCAGGCUGUUGCUGUUCCUGUGCUUGGAAAUGUUUGUCAUGUUUUUAUGCAUGGUCUCAACCGUGUUCAGAUAUUUGGUGCAGAAAAAUUGCAACAGGUGGUACUGCAUAGGCCAGAGAACAAGUCCUUGAUUACGGUUAGCAACCAUGUUGCUUCCAUGGAUGACCCUUUGGUAAUUUCUUCCCUGUUACCUCCUAGUAUGUUGUUUGAUGCAAAUGGUUUGCGAUGGACACUCUGCGCAUCUGAUCGAUGUUUCAAGAAUCCAGUUACAUCAGCAUUUUUCAAGUCUGUGAAAGUGCUCCCUGUUUCUCGCGGGGAUGGGAUAUAUCAGAAGGGAAUGGACUUGGCUAUAUCAAAACUCAAUCGGGGAGGGUGGGUUCACAUAUUUCCUGAAGGUAGUCGCUCUCGAAAUGGUGGGAAAACUAUGGGUUCAGCCAAAAGAGGCAUUGGAAGGUUGGUUUUGGAUGCUGAUAAUACACCUAUAGUUGUCCCUUUCGUUCAUACUGGAAUGCAAGAAGUCAUGCCCGUUGGAGCCGUGUUUCCUAGGGUUGGGAAAACUGUGACUGUACUAGUUGGCGAUCCCAUUAGUUUUGAUGAUUUAAUCAGUGGCGGAGAAGACAAGAAUAUGUCAAGAGGAAAACUGUAUGAUGCUGUCGCUAGUAGAAUUGGUGAACGUCUCCAAAAGCUGAAGCUACAAGUAGAAGCAUUAGCGGUUGAGCAAGCGCUAGAAUUGGAAAAAUAUCCAUCACGGGUGACUGAGCGAGCAGCUAGGCUCUUGCAAAAAAUUGACUGGGAAUCACUCGGGAUUGGGAACUACAUGGGUCUUGAUGAGAAGAAGGAUCCGUCGGUUGAACCCAGUAUAACCCAGCUAUACCCAAAAGAAAACAGCCGCGAGGAGCGGAGCUUUGGAGGAGCAGGCUACUCUGUUGGAGGGGGGUUCGUUUCAAGAAUACGAGGCUAUAUGGACUCAACGGAGUUGACACUAUUCGGUGCUAGAGGUUUAUAUAGAAAUCAUAGAAGCAAUGAGUAUUUUGGUAGUUUGCGUGAUGUUACUCCUUUGAAGAUUUGGAGGUCGUUGUAUGGACAUGCUUACUUUCAUCCUAACACGGGGCCAAUCUAAUGUUUGUUUGGUUAA